CAGGUUAACUCGCAACUUGUUCUAUCCCGGUUGGUAAGACAAUCAGCAAGGAGCUUGUAACAACAUGGCCGGCGUAAAAUUGAUUCUCUGCCUAGCCAUAGUUGCUAUGGUGACGGUCGUCCACGCCAAGAAGAACUACUACGACGAGGAUUCCAGCUACGUGGAGAAGAGCUACGGGCGCAGGGAGUACCCUCGGUACCAGGAGAAGACGUACGGCUACAAGAACAAGGACCGGUACGAAGAGAGAAGCUACGGCUACAAGCGUAAAGAUUACCCAACCUACCAGGAGAAAAGUUACGGUCGUAAGGAGUACGAAGAUAAGAAGUACUACAAAAACGACAAGUACAACAGUUACAAACCAAAAAGUUACGGUUACGAGGAGAAGAAUUACGGCUACCAGGAGAAAAGUUACCGUUACAAGGCCGAUGAUUACAAAAAAGAAGGUUACAGGGCCGAUGAUUACAAAAAAGAAAGUUACAAGGCCGAUAACUACGCUUACAAGCCUGAGAAAGAAGAGUACAAGCCCAAAGCGGAAUAUGCUUACAAAUCAAGAGACGACUACAAGAAGGAAAGUUACGGUUACAAAGCCCCCAUGGAAAGUUACAAAGCCCCCGUUGAAAGUUACAAAGCCCCCGUUGAAAGUUACAAAGCCCCCGUUGAAAGUUACAAAGCCCCCGUGGAAAGUUACAAAGCCCCCGUUGAAAGUUACAAGUCCCCCGUGGAAAGUUACAAGGCCCCCGUGGAAAGUUACAAAGCCCCCGUUGAAAGUUACAAAGCCCCCGUGGAAAGUUACAAGGCCCCCGUGGAAAGUUACAAAGCCCCCGUUGAAAGUUACAAGCCCGGCUACGUAGCCGACAACUACGGUUACAACGCCAUCAAAGACUACUACAAGACGGCAACCAGCGAAUACAAGCCGGAGAGCUACGGGUACAAGACUCUAACUUCUGGCUACAAAACCGUGGACUACGGCACCAAGCCCGCUGACACAUACAGCCCGGGGGUGUACAGCUACAAGCCCAUCACCUACGCCAGCAAGCUGGGGUACGACGCCAAAACUGUCUAG
Messenger RNA from Physella acuta, 1063 nucleotides. RefSeq names its product prisilkin-39. Lineage: Eukaryota; Metazoa; Mollusca; Gastropoda; Physidae. The record is from RefSeq and is a predicted model, not a curated record.